This is a messenger RNA of Acanthisitta chloris (rifleman), 277 nucleotides long. RefSeq names its product cysteine and glycine-rich protein 1-like. Gene Ontology annotation, cellular component: Z disc; cytoplasm; nucleus. Gene Ontology annotation, biological process: muscle tissue development; sarcomere organization. The record is from RefSeq and is a predicted model, not a curated record. Lineage: Eukaryota; Metazoa; Chordata; Aves; Passeriformes; Acanthisittidae. The transcript has 3 exons. Gene Ontology annotation, molecular function: actinin binding; structural constituent of muscle. The annotation marks the transcript as partial.
GGGCCAACCCCACCGACCCCUCAACCCCAACGCAGCCAGGAUGGCCCAGAAGGUGGGAGGUGCUGAUGGGUGCCCUCGCUGUGGCCAGGCCGUGUAUGCAGCCGAGAAGGUGAUCGGAGCUGGGAAGUCCUGGCACAAGUCCUGCUUCCGCUGUGCCAAGUGUGGCAAAAGCCUGGAGUCCACCACCCUGGCAGACAAAGAUGGGGAGAUCUACUGCAAAGGUUGCUACGCCAAGAACUUCGGUCCCAAGGGCUUUGGCUUUGGGCAGGGCGCCGGG